AUGUGCGGAAUCUUUUUCUCGCUGACUGCGGCCGAGAACCCCGUGCUACUUGACAAAAACCUCCGCUAUUUGUUGACCAAACGGGGGCCAGAUGAGGGCUCAUACAGCAUCGGUGUGAGAGGCGCGCGUCUUAACCUGUUCAACCACGAGGGCAGUGCGCGGAUAUGGCUUUCGUUUGCAAGCACUGUCCUAUCUAUGAGGGGAGGCGAUGUCGUUCGCCAGCCACUGACUGAUAGCGGCAAAACGGGGUCUAUACUUGCUUGGAAUGGAGACGCCUGGAAAAUCGCUGGCCAGCCUUUCCCUGAGAAAAAUGACACGGAGAUUGUCUUCAACCAUCUACUCCAAGCGACUACAAAGGACUAUCUCGCCGAGGACUAUGAUGAAGUUCCUGAUUCCACCCAGCGAGUUAUAGAAGCUAUCAGCAAGAUUACAGGGCCGUUUGCUUUUGUCUUCUACGAUGCGGUCAAUUUCAAACUAUACUUUGGACGGGACUGUCUCGGACGACGGUCUUUGCUUUGGGGCCUUGAUGAGUCUGGCAGUCUCAAGAUCUGUAGUCUUUGUGAUGACUCUACGUCUUCCUCAUAUUUCCAAGAGGUUGAGGCGGACGGUAUAUACAUGAUCGAAUUUGAAGAUGACCAGGAUGCUGCACUGAGGACAAGUUCUGCCGUCGAACCUCUUCGUUUUGACAUUAAGAAUAUACAAAGGAUACCGUGGAGCCACGAGGCUUUGCCAACAUAUCAUAUGUUAAGUCCCAUUCCUCCAAUGAACAAGGCAACGCCGGAAGGAACACCCCCGCCGCUAACCACUACAUCGUCUAUCCUCAGGGAGUUGGAGCACAGACUCCGGCAGUCACUCGCGCUGAGAAUCCAGAAUGUCCGCCCGCCGCCAUUUGUGGGAGACACCAAUGUCAAGGUUGCCGUCCUCUUCUCCGGUGGCCUAGACUGCACUCUACUCGCAAGGCUCGCGCACGAUAUUUUACCAGCCGCGGAGUCCAUCGACCUGCUCAAUGUCGCAUUCGAGAAUCCCAGAGUCGUGGCCGCUGCAGCCAAGGGCUCGGAGUCAUCUACUUCUGUUUACGAAAGCUGUCCCGAUCGUCUCACCGGACGAGCAGCUUUUGGAGAGUUGCGACGCGUAUGCUCAACCCGCAACUGGCGCUUCGUUGCUAUCGAUAUUCCGUACGUUGUGACGGUGUCACAUCGCGACACUAUUAAGCGUUUGAUGCGGCCGCACAACACGGAGAUGGAUCUUUCAAUCGCGUGUGCGUUGUAUUUCGCGGCUCGCGGCCAGGGCACAGCGAUCGAGAGCCAGCGCGCAGAUGCCAAGCCGUAUCCGUACAAAACCCCCGCCCGAGUGCUUCUUUCCGGUCUUGGGGCCGACGAGCUAUUCGCAGGCUACGCAAGACACGGCAUGGCGUUUGCGCGCAGUGGCUUCGAAGGCCUCGUUGACGAAAUUGACCUUGAUGUUGGCCGCCUGGGGAAGCGCAACCUCGGCCGCGACAACCGUGUAAUCGCACACUGGGGCCGCGAAGCACGGUUUCCAUUCUUAGACGAAGACUUCGUCGCCUGGGUAGUGCAAACACCAGUUUGGGAGAAAUGUGGCUUUGGUGUCCCGGAAUGUCCUCCAGUAGACACCGGCAUUGACCCCGAAAAGAAAGCCCUCCGUCUCCUCGCCCUCAGCUUAGGCCUAUCAAGCGUUGCUCGCGAGAAGAAAAGAGCCAUUCAGUUUGGAUCGAGGACAGCCAAGAUGGAAAAGGGCAAAAGCAAGGGAACAGAUGCUUUGAGCUGA
Molecule: messenger RNA, 1785 nt
Organism: Aspergillus calidoustus
Lineage: Eukaryota; Fungi; Ascomycota; Eurotiomycetes; Eurotiales; Aspergillaceae
Source: the annotation of a GenBank genome assembly